Messenger RNA from Nothoprocta perdicaria, 2497 nucleotides. RefSeq lists its product as uncharacterized. The coding region runs from base 353 to 838 and encodes 161 amino acids. The record is from RefSeq and is a predicted model, not a curated record. The transcript is spliced from 7 exons. Lineage: Eukaryota; Metazoa; Chordata; Aves; Tinamiformes; Tinamidae.
UUUCUUGUGAGUUAGUUAGUGGGGAGAAGUGGGAAGGGAAGCAGUGCUGUAGUCUGAUGAACUCUUCCAUCCGAGUAGGAUGAGUCCUUCAGGAACUGUGUGCUUCAGCUGCAUGUUGACGGUCCUGGCAUCUCCCAUCCCCUCCUGUCCCUCUGGAUGGUUUCUCCCAAACCAUGCAGAUAGCAGGGCCUGGAUCUCCUCUGGAGAAGCUGUCCCAGACCCAGGCAGAGUUUGUUACUCCUUCUAGCCCAGCCUGUGAAUGGAGGGUUGAUUUGGACGGGCUGUAGCCACCUACUCAGGCUGCUUUCUCUGGCAGUGAAAAGCACACAGCUAAGAGCAUGAGAUUAUUUCCAUGGCUGACUCGACCACAACCAUUGAUGACAUUGAAGGGGAGCUCUUCAAAAUUGAGAGGAUCAGAGAAAUCCUGGUGAGGAGGGAGUCAGAGCUACGAUACAUGAUGGAUGAUAUUCAGCUCUGCAAAGAAAUCAGCCGACUGAAAAAGGAGCUUCAAAAACUCAUAGCCCUUCCAGAGACUGAGAAGUCCAAUGAGGAGAAGCAGAGAGAAGAGGAGCUGGUGCAACAGAUACACAAGCUGGUGGAAACACGGGAUUUCCUGGUGGAUGACGUGGAGUUUGAGAGGCUCAGGGAAAGGGAAGAAGACAAGGAAAUGGCAGAGUUCCUGCAAAGUGAGCUCUCCAAAAGCUACCUCCAGAAAGCAACUCCUGUCAAAGAGAAGAAAAUGACUUCCCGGGGGCAACAAACGUCUGUACCAUAUGUGACCAAAACAGGCCUCACCCUGCUCAAGGAGUGCUGUGGCUUCACCUGCUCCAUCAUGUAGGCAACCUCCAGCUCCUCUGCACAGGACAUGAUCACGGUCUGCAGGCAGAGUCCACCACCUGCUCUACUCCGAGAGUUUCAACUUCCUGUCAUUGAUCAUGCUUCCCACUGCAGCACCAACACCGAGGAGACUUUCCAAGCUUGGAUGAUGGCAUGUGUUCCUUGUGCCGCAUCACCGGUCGUCUACUUCAUGACAUCAACAAACACCGAAUUCUACCYAAGCUCAGCUUGGAAGAGGCAUGUGCAGCAGUGUCAGGCAAGGUCAUGACAAAGAGGACCGAUGCGAUUCUUCAUCUGAAAAGAGUAAUAACACAAGCACUGGGAGCUGRUGUUCAGAGAACAUUGUACUCCACCAUCCAAAAAAUGCUGUGGCCAUGGAUGAGCUCUCAUCUUUGGCCUUUGUAUCAUCUUGUUGGGUGUCUUUUCUAUGGAUGCUUUGUGGGGAAUGUCUCUAUUUUAGAUUUUGUUGUUUCCAUGAGUUUUAAUGCAAUGUGUGGGAUGGUUCUGGAUAAAGCUGUGGAAAGUGGGAAGUACAGUCUCAAUAGGCAGCUGAGUGAAAGGUUGAUUCUUAUGGAUGCUGUGUUGAAGAGUGGAUGAAUUAAUUGGUUUCCCCAUCUCACUGCUACCAGCUCCAGAUCAGGAGAACAAAAAAGGAAAAUUAGAAGAAAAGGGAAAAUGAGCAAAGUUCGGAGAGAAAUUCAGGAGAAGAAUGGGGCAAAGUGCAGAGGGAAGUGAAAAACAAGCAGGACACUAAAAAUGUCACAGGGUAAGGCAGAAAGAGSAGAUGAGAGAUACUGUCACUGCCAGAACCGUACCAAGUCUUGUCCUCCAGUCUCCCAGCCAAUGUCUCCGGGCUUCGUGAGCUACACAUAAAACACUGUGUGARAGAUGCCUGCACCCCAAGGUGCUGCAGUCUAUGCUGUCUCUUCUGAGCACUCAUGUCAUGAUGGCACAGCUAGGACUGCUAAUACCCAUUCUGGUAGAACUAGGGCUCUUUAGCUGUGAAGACUUACCCUUAGCCUGUGAAGCUCUUGCCUUGUUKAUCCUUCUGUCCUUUAGAGUGGUAUGGUUUCACUGCAACAUGGAGUGAAGGAAUAUGGACUAGAUGACCUCUGAGGUCCCUUCCAACCUUAAGCAUUCUAUGAUUCUAUGAUAUCUGAAGCUGUUGCCCAAGCAGGAGUGGUGGGUAGUGUCACAGGUCAUUAYUGGUAGCAUCUGGUCUGUAUCUGAUGAAACAGAUUGGGCUCCUCUUACUCCCUGUUCUUCUAGACCUUGUCCAGUGGUUGUUUUUCUCUGUCACUCUGCAGUUACCCACAUGGUGCUAUAUGGGUGUUUUGAUCUGAACAGAUCAGUGGUUGAAGACCUAAAAGACCCUCUGUGUACUUGAGCCUUCCCCGGGAUCAAAUUGGGGAGAAUAAAUAACUGAACUAGUUUGCUUGGUUGGACUGAGAAGGAGACAAAAGUAAUGGUUCAAAACUUUCUCUCCAUACUGAUCCCUGUCUUCAUCUUUCAAGGUCGAGAUUUCAGCUGCUGAAGCAAUGCUUGAGUGGGCAGUGAGAAUCGGUGAGGAGGAAAUGGGGAGAAUCCUGACCUGUUCUGUGCUGGUUUUCUGGUUGUAUUCAGGUAGCUGGCCAUGAGGAAGGAGACAGACUGCUGUUCU